This is a messenger RNA of Hordeum vulgare subsp. vulgare (domesticated barley), 1817 nucleotides long. RefSeq names its product putative FBD-associated F-box protein At5g56700. Lineage: Eukaryota; Viridiplantae; Streptophyta; Magnoliopsida; Poales; Poaceae. The coding region runs from base 62 to 1399 and encodes 445 amino acids. The record is from RefSeq and is a predicted model, not a curated record. Gene Ontology annotation, molecular function: protein binding. The transcript has 4 exons.
GCCGCCUCCCCCAUUCCGGCCGAAGUCAAACCAAACCAAAUCCUCGCCUCGCCUCGCCACCAUGGCCGACGGCGCCGGCAGCGGCGGCGGCGGGUCCCGCCUCAGCGCCCUCCCCAGCGACCUGCUCCGUCACAUCAUCACCUACCUCCCCAUCACGGAAGCCGCCCGCGCCGCCACCCUCGGCCGCGCCUGGCGCCACCUCUGGCGCUCCUACCCGCUCGUCCUCAAGGAUGCCGACAUCCCCGAGCGCGCGCGCGACGCCGCAAUCCCCCGAGUCCUCGCCGACCACCCGGGCCACUUCCGCGCCGUCUUCCUCUUCGACUGCAGGCUCGCCUCACUGGACCGUGGGCUCCCCGACUGGCCGCGCCUCCUCGCCGACAAGCGCACGGAGAAACUCGUUCUCGCCUACAGAUGGCUAAUGGACCAGCCCAACCUCGCGCGCCCCCUUCCCGCCGACAUCCUCCGCUGCGAAUCGCUCCAGGAGCUCACGCUGGACUUCUGGACGUUCCCCAGCGGCGCCGAGGUCCUUCUUCCCUAUCUGCGGACUCUCGCCAUGGUAAGGAUUGACAUAAGCGACCAGGAACUGGAGUCCUUGAUCGCUGCCAGCCCCGUUCUGGAGUCCCUUCGGCUCACCCUCAAUAGCCCCAAGCACGUCCGUGUCCGCAGCCAAAGCCUCCUGUGCGCGCUCGUUGGGAUAUCCAGGGUGGAGGAGUUCACCGUGGUGGACACGCCGCUCCUGCAGCGGCUCUACUUGUUCCUGCCGCCUAAUGGUGUGGUGGAGCUCAGGAUCACUUGUGCUCCCAACCUGCGGGUGCUCGGCUACCUGGACACAAGAGCUCACAAGCUGCAGAUUGGUGACAGCGUCAUCGGGUCAGACACAAUGGUGAGCGCAAGCACUGUGGUUCCAAGCGUCAAGAUAUUGGCGUUAACUGUGAAUUUUAGUGUCUUUGGGGAGGUCAAGAUGCUGGCCAGCUUCCUCAGAUGCUUUCCCAAUGUUGACACGCUGCACAUUGAGUCUGCACUGCAUGAUCCAUCUGUAACUGCCGAUGAACCCAGUGGGGAGCAUCAUGCCAAGUUCUGGCAGAAGAUCAGUCCGAUUUGUUGCUUGAGAUCACAUAUCAAGAAGAUGGUUAUUCUUGAUUUCCGAGGGGGUCAAAAUGAAUUUCAGUUCCUCAAGUUCGUUUCCAUGAAUGCCGAUGAGCUGCAGUCCUUACUGCUUGUGCCGCACGAAGGAAUUUUGUCUUCAGCUGACAAGGUGAAUGAGAUAAAAGACGAAUUUCAGUCUCUACAGUUUCCAACAGGCAUCUCUGCAGUGCUACAGGUGUCACCUAAAGCAGGCACUGGUUUGCGCUUGGAGAAAGCAUCCAAUCUUACAAUCGAUGACCCUUUUGAGUGCUGAAUCCAUGGGGAGAGCAUUUUGAAAGAAGCUUGUACUGGAGGUGUAAGGUUAGAUGUCCAAGCUAUUUUGCUCAUGCAGUCUGUGACAAAAUUCAUGAAGUCUACUUUCCAGUUUAUUUGCCCCAUGAUUGUUGGUUAGUUUUGCAACUGAUUAAGUUUUUUGUGGUGUUUCAAACGUUGGCUAGCAAUGCAUAUGUUACGAUUUAAUGUCAUAAUCCGCUGCUGUAUGGAGCACAUCUAUUCUUAUCUUUGAUACUUCAUAAUCACAUAAACGAACUUGCAUUGUUACUGGCAUGUUAGCAUUGUUUUACAUUGUACUACCAUGAGUGUAUGGUGAACCAGUUGAACGCUAUGUAAUUACAGUAAAACGACAAUGCUGCAAGAUCACUCACACUAUUAGGGUGCAUAUUUUCCGAGUA